Molecule: messenger RNA, 2094 nt
Organism: Komagataella phaffii GS115
Lineage: Eukaryota; Fungi; Ascomycota; Pichiomycetes; Pichiales; Pichiaceae
Product: Protein required for cell viability
Exons: 1
Coding region: 1-2094 (697 amino acids)
Biological process (GO): maturation of SSU-rRNA from tricistronic rRNA transcript (SSU-rRNA, 5.8S rRNA, LSU-rRNA)
Cellular component (GO): nucleolus; small-subunit processome
Molecular function (GO): rRNA binding; U3 snoRNA binding
Source: RefSeq, a predicted model, not a curated record
AUGACUGAAGCCAAUAGUAAUAGAAACAGAUCAAAGCAUGCUAGAUCUCACUAUGGUCGAGAAGAACUGAGAACUGUAAGGAGUGUCAAGAGACGAACUGGAGGCAAAAACAAUUAUUCAAAGUUUACUCCAAUGGAUAAUAACGAAUCUAUAGUUGAGGAAAGCGAAGAUGAGGGCGAAGAGGAAGACGACGAACAGGAGGAUCCACAACCUAGUUCAAUGGCCUAUGAUGCACUUUUAACACUUUUGGACGAUGAAUCUGAUCAUGAACAAUUUCACGCUGAGAAAGAAAAGGCCCUGAAAAAGUUAGAGGAGGAACAAGAGAGAGAGGAAGAGGAGCUUCAAGAGGAAGACGAAGACGAAGACGAGGAGGAUGAGGAAAUAAAUUUGGAAGAUUUUGAGUCAGAUGAUGAGUCGCAUGAUGAUCCUUUUCAUUUCCAUUUUAACGAAGAGGAAAGCAUUGAUCGCAUGAUCAAUGAGUACGAAUCAUCUGGCCUGAAAGUCAAAAUGGAUAGGAAAGUCAAUCAUAACGGAUACAACAUUUUGGAAUAUCUGCCAAGCACGUCCAGAUGCCUUAAUGAAGUCAAAACACUUGACAAGCUGCGAAUCAAAAAAAAACUUAGAGACCAGUUCUCAUCUCUUGACUUCAAAGACGAAUUAGAUAAAAAGUUGACCCUAGACAUAUUCAACUACAAGAACAUAAAUUAUCAAUACUAUACAAGAGAAACAGAUUAUCAAAGUUUGUACCUGUUGCAUGCUUUGAACCACCUUCUAAAGACAAGGGAUAGAAUUUUCGAUCACAAUAACAAGAUCUCUGCUGAUCCUAAUUUGGAGUUUAAAGAUCAGGGUUACACUCGGCCCAAAAUCUUGAUUCUUCUUCCUACGAGGAACUUUUGCUUCAACUUAAUGAACAAGUUAAUCAAACUGGCUGAUAUAAAGACAGUGGAGAACAAGAAGCGUUUCAACACCCAAUUCUAUAGUGAUUUCAAGAUUGAGACUUUGAACGGUAAUAAACCCAAAGAUUUCAAUGAAUUUUUUAGGGGAAACUCUUCGGAUUUCUUCACUCUUGGUGUUAAAUUCACAAGAAAAAGUAUGAAGAUCUACUCCAUGUUGAAGCAGUCCGAUAUCAUCUUUGCUUCCCCUUUGGGAUUGAAAAUGCUAUUGGAUAAGGAAAAGAAUGACUACUUAUCGUCAAUUGAGGUAACCAUUCUUGACAAGGCUGAUGGAUUACUGAUGCAAAACUGGGACCAUGUCAAGCAAAUUUUCACUAAGAGCCUGAUUCAGGCACCGAAAAAUUUUGAAGAAUUGAACUGUGAUUUUAGUAGAAUUAGGAUGUGGUGUAUUAAUGACCAGGCAAAAUACGUCCAUCAAGUGCUAUCAUUCAGCAAAUAUACUACUCCAGAGCUGAACAAUAUCGUUAAAGCACCCAAUUUGCAAGGGUAUGCUCUUUAUAAACCAAUCAUUGACGAUACAAACAAUGUUAUGAAUCAGCUGAACUACCAAUUGUUUCAAUCAAGAAUCAUCAACAAAAAUAUCAGGUUAAAUCACAUGUUUAUGAGAUUCCCUAGUUCAUCUCCCAUGGAAUCACCAAAGAAAAGACUUAAUUUCUUCACCAAGGUGAUUCUGCCAAACGUGUUGACCAAGUCUCCAUAUACUUCAGGUACUUUGGUGUACAUAUCCUCUUAUUUGGAUUACAUCCAAGUGAAAAAACAUUUAAGUGAAUCACGAUCCGAAUUCUUAGCAGUCGAUGAAUACACCUCCCUCAGCGCAUCUUCUAAGAAUAGGUCAUUGUUUGAAAAGGGGAAAUACCCCAUUAUGUUGUACACUGAGCGAAUGCACUUUUACAAAAGGUACAACUUAAACGGUGUCAGAAACGUUGUUUUCUACAACCUUCCUACGGACCCAGAUUUCUACGCUCAAGUAGUCAGACAAAUAGUCCGAAACAAACUAAAAGAUGAAGAAUUAGACCUCAAUUUGUGUUCUAUUAAGGUUAUGUUUGACCGAUUUGAUACCUUGAAACUGGAAAAGAUUGUCGGUCUAAAGAGAGCCAGCCUGUUGGUGAAUGCAGAGCAGGAAGUGUUCGAGUUUAAAUAG